This is a messenger RNA of Cherax quadricarinatus, 3415 nucleotides long. Lineage: Eukaryota; Metazoa; Arthropoda; Malacostraca; Decapoda; Parastacidae. The record is from RefSeq and is a predicted model, not a curated record.
CAUACACAGUGUGAUAAGGCCUGUUCUGGAAGAAAAUGCCAAACAGGACCUACAGUACUCAGGAGGAAAAGGCACUCCCAGGACACAGUGUCUCAUCAGUCAUUGCUGCAUCUUCAAUAAAGAUCAAGCAGUUUGGUGUAUCUUCCUGGGCAUAUGUUAAUGAUUAACCAAGGGUUUGAAAGAACACUAUUACCGCCAUUACCAUUAUUAGCAUGUAUAUGAGCAUUUAAGCAGCAGAGUGAAUUUUGCAUCAGUGUUAGACCUGGUGUUCUUGACUAGAUGUGAUACCUUUCCCAGUAACAGACUCCUUUGCAGUACAAAGAAUAUUUUCGUGCACAGAAUUAAAAAAAAAAAAGCACGCCUUAAUCAAAUAAGGGUGACAAGAUGGCAGAACAUGAAAAACAAGAUUUACCAUCGCUACAGUCACCAAUAAAGGAAGAAAAGCUGGACAGCCCACAGCAAGAGAGACUCAGAGAAAAUUUCGUCAUAUUAAAGAAUAUGCUGAUUAGUCCUGAUGAUAUUGUCUUCGAUCAACUUCGAUCACAUCUUCAAGAGAAGAUUUGUGAUGGAAAUGGAGAGACUUUGUUUGAGGUUGGAGUUGGUGCAGAUGACUCUGUGUGUGGCUUGCAAGAAGAGGAAUACGAUGCAUCUGUGGCUACACUAAAGUCACUGGCUGACACUCUUGAAGCAGACUGUGUUUUACUCAGAGAAAAGAAGUCCAAGACUGGGACUCAAGGGCAGUUUCUUGUCAGAAAAAAGGCUGAUGCUGAAGACUUUAUGGAAGUUAGAGUGGCAGUAGUUGGAAAUGUAGAUGCAGGAAAGUCAACUCUGCUGGGUGUCUUGACGCACGGUGAAUUGGAUAAUGGCCGUGGUACUGCACGCAUGAAGCUGUUUCGACACAAGCAUGAGAUGGAGACUGGAAGAACCUCUUCAGUUGGAAAUGACAUUCUUGGAUUUGAUAGUCAAGGAAAAGUAGUGAACAAACCUGAUCAUGGCCACCUGGACUGGGUCAAGAUCUGUGAGGCAUCUAGCAAGGUGAUUACUUUCAUUGAUUUGGCAGGCCAUGAACGAUACCUCAAAACCACAGUGUUUGGUAUGACUGGCCACCUUCCAGAUUUCACAAUGCUAAUGGUUGGUGCGAAUGCUGGUGUUGUUGGCAUGACAAAGGAACAUUUGGGUCUAGCUUUAGCUCUCAACGUUCCAGUUUUUGUCAUAGUCACUAAGAUCGAUAUGUGUCCACCAAAUGUUCUGCAAGACACACUUAAACUCCUGCAUAAAAUACUGAAAAGUGCUGGUUGCAGAAAAGUACCUCUGUUAGUUAGGAAUGCCGAAGAUGUGGUUGUCUCUGCAACGAACUUUGUUUCGGAAAGUAUUUGCAAUUUCAUUUUUUCCCAGGUUUUUCCCAUCUUUCAAGUGUCUAAUGUGGGCCCGGUGAAAUCUUGGGCCCUUUUUACUUGGGUUUUUUGAAAAAUACUGUCAUCAAAGGGCGCCACGAAUUACGUACCCAGCGCAAAAUUUUAGAUUGACGAUACUUAUCAAGUUCCUGGUGUGGGUGUUGUGGUAUCAGGCACAUGUAUGAAGGGAAUUAUCAGGGUGAAUGAUACACUUUUGCUUGGUCCUAAUGGAUUGGGUGACUUCAUACCCAUGCCUAUUAAAUCUAUACACCGAAAACGCAUGCCUGUACGUGAGGUAAGAGGAGGCCAGACAGCAUCAUUUGCAUUAAAGAAGAUUAAGUUUCAUGAUGUGCGUAAAGGACAAGUGCUGGUUGAUCCAUCAUUAAAUCCUUCAUCUUGUUGGGAAUUUAAGGGAGAAAUACUGGUAUUACAUCACCCUACAACUAUUAGUACAAAAUACCAGGCCAUGGUUCAUGUGGGUUCUGUACGGCAAACAGCAUCCAUUAUUGCUAUGGAUAAGGAGUGCUUGAGAACAGGAGACAAGGCCAUUGUUCACUUCAGAUUUAUCAAACAUCCUGAAUACCUAAAAAAUGGACUUAAAAUGGUUUUUCGUGAAGGUCGUACCAAAGCUGUGGGUCGUGUUUUGGAGGUAAUUCCAAAGAUUGCUUCCCUCCAGCACCAAAAGAAUCACAAAAUUAUGAAGAUGGUCAAGCAGAAUGUUGGAGCAGGUGAAGGAUGUCAGGCUGGCGGGAGCGAUGGAAGCACUACACAGCACCAGGGUCUUGCAGGAGGAAAUCUGGGAGGCACAAAGAAACAACGCAGUAGACGCGGAGGCAAACACAGGUCACGUGGUAGCAACAGUGCUGUAUCUGGGAACUCAGGACUCCAUAGCCCCUCGAAACAAGGAGGCACUAAUUCUCCUGUGUCAACAACUGUCUCCAAUCCCAUUUCUGCAACACCUGUAGCAUCAAGCAUUGUCCAUACGACCGCUUCAGGAACAAGCACUUCCACCGUCCACCCUCGACCAGACAACCUCACCUCACCGCCACUGGUGACAACACAGGUUUCAGUGUGAGCAGCUCUGUAUCUUUACUUCUAUUUCUAUUUUAUUUAAUUGGUUAAUCAUGAUUCCCAGAGCUCAGCUCUGAAUAAGAUCUCAUUCAAGCAGAGUCUUGAGGUGUAAUAUAGAUGCAGUAACUGUCAUUUCAGCAUUUUGAUAACAUACUUGCAAUAAUAAUGUCAUUUGAAUAGUGUGCUUUUGAUUAAGAUUUGUUUUAGCUGAAUUACCUGAUAUCUAAUUAUAAUUACUUUAUGAAAUAUUUUGUGUAGUAAUCCUUCUCCAGUAAUGUGGUUCAAAUAAAUACUUGUCAUAUGUUGAUAGCAGAUUAAAUAGUAAAAACUUUUUAUUAUAUAUAUCAUUUAUGCCAAAACUCAAAGGAUAUGCUAUGCAAGGAUUAUUUUCGUGUUGCUGAGUACAGAUUAUGCUUUAUUAAAUGUUUCUUGAAAGUAUGUAGCAGCACCUACAGUUUUUUAACAAAAGUGGGUAUUAAUGUUUGGAUCUUGCAGCCAGUAACCAUUAGUAGCAUACAUUGUUUUGAUUUUUUUUGAAAUUGGUUUUCUGGGUUCAGUAUGUGAUGAAGUGGAUUUUUGUUACUUUAGUGCAAUUCAGCUAAAUAUGUGGCCUUUUUAUGUUGGAUUUAGAAUAAUCUGUGCAACUGGAAUUUAUUCUGUGCAUGGGUUCACAUUUCAUUCAUGUUAAGAUGGAAUAGAUUAUUCCAGCUGACACUUUUACAGUGAUCAACAAAACUUAGUUUGCAACUUAGUGCACCGAUUCUUUUCAGUGAACAAAUAGUGUAAGUAGACUGCCAUUCUUUAAUGUUGGUAUAUCCCAGUUAUUGUUAGUAAGGCUGGAUAUACAUACCAAGAAAUUGUUAUAAAUAGGUAUUUCAGGGCCUGAUGUGAUUUUUUGCUGCAUUUUGACCACAGUUAGUGACAUCAAACAAAAUAUAUAUAUUAUUAUA